Branchiostoma floridae (Florida lancelet) is the source of this 3475-nucleotide messenger RNA. Its product is annotated as molybdenum cofactor sulfurase-like. The record is from RefSeq and is a predicted model, not a curated record. Gene Ontology annotation, biological process: Mo-molybdopterin cofactor biosynthetic process. Lineage: Eukaryota; Metazoa; Chordata; Leptocardii; Amphioxiformes; Branchiostomatidae. Gene Ontology annotation, molecular function: molybdenum ion binding; molybdenum cofactor sulfurtransferase activity; pyridoxal phosphate binding.
UGAAACAAAAUGGCUGACAAGUGGCGCAAUGUUGAACAUCUGCAGAGGAAACAGGCCAAUUUUCUCACGAACUACGGCAAAGUAUACGGAUAUGGAGGGAGAAUAGUGUAUCUGGACCACACAGGCACCACACACUAUGCACAGAGCCAGCUGGACGCCUACAUGAAGGACCUACAGACGAAUGUGUACGGGAACCCACACACCAGGAGUGCCAGUAGUCGCCUCACCACAGACACCAUCGAUCAACUCAGGUUCAGGAUUCUACAACACUUCAACACAAGUGUUGAAUGUCACAGUGUCAUCUUUACCUCAGGCUGUACAGGUGCCUUGAAGCUCCUUGCAGAGUCUUUCCCCUGGGAAGACGGGAGCAUCUUCUCCUACCUGGAAGACAAUCAUACCUCCGUCUUAGGUGUCCGCGAAGUUGCCGCCAAGGAAGGGGCAACAAUAGUGUGUGUUUCAGAAGAGGAGUUGCUAAGAUGUAGCAAUUGUGAUGACAAAGGAACUCUGCAAAACAGAACAAUGACUUCCAAAAAUAGCAAUAGCAUGGAAAACUGUGAACCAAACAACGGUGUUCCUUGCCAUUUUCCAGCAGAAACGGACACCUUCCAGGGAUCAGAGAAACUGGACUCCGGUAAUGCUACCUCAAGAAGCAGUGGUCAACCUCACCUAUUUACCUAUGCGGCCAUGUGCAAUUUUUCAGGACGUAAAUUUCCGUUAGACUGGUGCAGCAAAAUCAAGAGAAAGCAGUUUUCCUUGUGUGAGGAGAGUAGAGGACAGUGGUACACAUGUCUCGAUGCUGCUUGUUACGUCAGUACAAAUCAACUCGAUCUAAGUUGCUGUGAGGCGGACUUUGUGACUCUCUCCUUUUACAAGAUUUUCGGCUUCCCGACGGGACUGGGCGCGCUGAUCGUACGAAAGGAUGCUGAGGACUUGCUGAGGAAGACUUACUUUGGUGGAGGUACAGCAAUGGCUGUUACCAGCAAUGGAAGGUUCUACAUCCCUAGGCCAAAUCUACAUGACAGAUUUGAAGAUGGUACUCUUCCUUUCUUGGACAUCAUAGCUCUGAGACAUGGAUUUGAUACCAUGGAGAAGCUAACUGGAGGAAUGCUGCAUAUAUCCCAGCACACCUUCAGUCUGGCCCGCUAUGUCUACCUCCAGCUGACAUCACUCAAACACCACAAUGGACAGGCAGUCGCAGUCGUGUACACGGACACAGAGUUUGAUGACAUCAACACACAGGGCGGCAUUGUGAACUUUAACCUACUAAGAGCCAAUGGGGACUUUGCCGGCUAUUCAGAGGUUGACAAGCUGGCAGCCUUACAUGACAUCCACCUGCGGACAGGCUGUUUCUGUAACUCUGGUGCCUGUAGGAGAUACCUGGGGCUCAGCAACCAACAAAUCAAAGACAACUAUCAGGCCGGCCAUGCUUGUGGGGACGACAAAGACCUGAUUUCCGGACAGCCCACCGGUUCUGUCCGCAUCUCCUUCGGCUACAUGUCAACAUUUGAAGACGCACAGUUCUUUCUAGACUUUGUUCAAGAGUGUUUUGUAGAAAAGUCACCAAACACCACUGGUGCCAUGAAUGGUCAGAAUGAGCAGUACUACAAUACGGAGUUAACUCUGGCACCGAAUGUGCAGUCUACAAAUGAAGGGCUAGACACUGAGGAUGACAGGAGAGAAACAGAAGUGAAUACAAGAAGUACUUGUGCUAAGACAUCAGCAACCCUGCAGUCUUCAGGACUAAAAAAUGAACCUAAGAAGCAAGCAGACUGUCUUCAAGAAGACCGUAGUGUUUCCUUGAAGAAGGAAAUUGAGGAGAAAAGUUCCAAAGGCCAAGGACUGGACUCCCAAACUCACAGUGUGAGGGACAGUGAGAGAAGUGUGCCUCAGACAACCUGGGAGAAAGAUGAGCCGACAGAAAGUAGAGAGGUGGAAGUGCCAGCACAGCGGCACCUCACAAAUAUCUUCCUCUACCCUGUCAAGUCUUGUGGUGCUUUCCAGGUGAAGUCGUGGCAGCUGAGUGCUCGAGGCCUUCUGUACGACCGUGAGUGGAUGGUGGUGAAUGAGAGCGGUGUCUGUCUCAGCCAGAAAAGGGAGCCCAAACUCUGCCUGAUCAGGCCUGCCAUCUACCUGACUGAAGGGGUACUGCAGCUCUCAGCUGAAGGAAUGAAGCUGUUGAAUGUGUCCCUCACUUGUGCCAGGAUGGGGGAUGUGGAGGCCUCCAUGUGUCAGAGUAAGGUGUGUGGAGACAGGAUAAUGGGCCUUGACUGUGGAAACGAGGCAGCUGAUUGGUUGACAAGAUUUCUCGGGCGACCUUGCCGCCUUGUGCGACAGAACCCGGAUUCCGACAGGGACUGUAAGGUCAAUCGAGCUGGAGAUGACUCAUCCGAUGGAAAGUAUUCCCUAUCCCUGGCCAACGAGUCUCAGUACCUUCUUAUCUCCCGUGCAAGUGUGAGGGAACUGCAGCAGCAGAUUGCAGCCAACAGCAACAUGGUCAUCCCCAUAGAGGACCUUGUACUCCGUUUUCGUGGCAACCUGGUGAUUGACAGCAGGCAGGCCUAUGAGGAGGAUGAGUGGUCAGAAGUGAUGAUUGGAGGGCAGCAGUUUCAGUCUCGAGGCCAGUGCAGUCGAUGUCAGAUGGUUUGUUUAGACCAGGCGACGGCUCAGCGCAGCAAGGAGCCGCUCAUGACCCUGUUUCAACUCCGCAGCAAGAAGGUUCCAUUUGGCAUCCACCUAGUCCACAACAUGGCCGGCACAGAACCAUGCUGCAUACAGGUCGGAGAUGAGGUCACUCCUGUUACCAUGGCAACAGACUGACAACAAUCACUACGUCACUGAAAUUUGACUACAUCAAACACAACAUACGGACUAUGCGCUAGAGCAAUUGCUGCAAAGAAUAUGCACUUCGUGUUUAGAUUGAUCAAGUACUAUACAAAGUUACAAAAAAAUAGUGUCACAAAACUGUAAAAAAUGAUUGUUACAAAACUAUGGAAAUGAUUAAUUUGUUAUAAUUGUCACAGAACUGUUAUCAUAAAAUGUAUCAUACAUGUAUAGUUAGGCAGACCUUGUGUCUCACAGCCAAUUCAAUAAGAUAUUGAAGUAGAUGUUAUUGGCAGAAUGAAAUGUUUUAUUGUAAAAUAAGCUAAAUUUGAUGAUCUCUAGAAAAAGUAUGAGUGGCCUUAUCUUUGCACAGGGAAAUUUCAAAGUACAGUACAGCUAUUUGAAAUAAUAUUUUUACUUUUAAUAAUAAUAAUUAUAAUUUUUUUACAGACAUCCAAAGAUAUGGCCUCUAUAUAUCAUGCAAUGUUUUCAAAUAAGAUUCUAUGUCAAAACCCUAUGCAAUGGGCAAAAAUGCUGCUCAAGAAGUAUUAAGCCAAUGUUUAAGACUUAUAGCUAAUUACAUGCAUUUAAUUGAUAUAAAUAUAUAGUUUAGCUAAUGAUUCUAUUAUAUAUAAUAUGUCAAAAGAGAUUGAAG